Messenger RNA from Nothobranchius furzeri (turquoise killifish), 1794 nucleotides. The record is from RefSeq and is a predicted model, not a curated record. NCBI's taxonomy places the organism in Eukaryota, Metazoa, Chordata, Actinopteri, Cyprinodontiformes, Nothobranchiidae.
UCCCACUGGUGCAGGAGUAGGCUGAGGUUUGGACUGAACUGGGAGGAAGUUGUGUUCAGACUGGGACGUCCCUCUGGAAAUGUCUUUAGUGUGAUCCUGUGGGUUGGUUAGAUUUGUCCCGGGGUCCUGCACACGGCUGACUUCUCUCCUGGUCUGUCUGCUCUGCAAAGCUGAAGAGACUUUGAAGAUGAGGGUGUGGGUAGUCUUCCUCCUGUGCCUGGCUGGCCACGCCUUUGCUGCUCCUACUGAGGAGGAGCCCAAUGUGGAGGAGCUGGUUGCUGAGGAACCAGCUGCUGAGGAGGUCGAUGUGGGAACAAACCCAGUGCAGGUGGAGGUUGGAGAGUUUGAUGAAGGAAUCGAGGUUGAUGAAGAUGUUGCUGAGAACCCUUGCCUGAAUUACCAAUGCAAGAAGGGCAAAGUGUGUGAGGUUGAUGAGAGCAACACCCCUAUGUGUGUGUGCCAGGACCCCUCCACCUGCCCCCCUGCCGAGGGAGAGUUUGAGCAUGUCUGCGGCACCGACAACAAGACCUAUGACUCCUCCUGCCACUUCUUUGCCACCAAGUGCACCCUGGAGGGAACCAAGAAGGGCCACAAACUGCACCUAGACUACAUUGGACCCUGCAAAUUGAUCGAGCCCUGCCUGGACAGUGAGCUGAACGAGUUCCCUCUGCGGAUGAGGGACUGGCUGAAGAACGUUCUGGUGACUCUGUACGAGCGGGAUGAGGACAACAACCUGCUGACUGAGAAGCAGAAACUCAGGGUGAAGAAGAUCUUUGAGAAUGAGAAGAGGCUGCAGGCUGGCGAUCACUCUCUGGACCUGCUGGCUCGUGACUUUGCAAAGAACUACAACAUGUACAUCUUCCCCGUCCACUGGCAGUUUGGCCAGCUCGACCAGCACCCCAUCGAUGGAUACCUGACCCACUCCGAGCUGGCCCCCCUGCGUGCCCCUCUCAUUCCCAUGGAGCAUUGCACCACCCGCUUCUUCGAAGAGUGUGACGCUGAUGAUGACAAAUACAUCGCUCUGGAGGAGUGGGCCUCUUGCUUUGGCAUCAAAGAGCAGGAUGUGGACAAAGAUCUCAUCAUCUAAACUCCUCGAUUGGAAAGCGGUCGUAUGACAGAAAACUUUAGCCGCUACUGACCAGACAAGGUGCUGAUGAUUCUUAAGUUAAAAUAAAAAAACACAAAGUGCUAAUUGCAAAUUCUUUUCAACUUUUUCUCAAAUAAUGAUCUUUCCUACCUAUACCACUAAAAAUAUUCCAAAUGAGAAGUGUGCACAGUUUGUACUAACCAUCACGUGUUCAGAGACGUUUGCCUGUUUGCUGAACGAAACACCUUGUAAAGAAAAACUAAAGACCUCUGAUGUAAAUUUACAUUUUGACAAUAUUAUAUGUCUAUGCUAUGAUGUGUUCAGGGCUUUUGUUAAAUUGGAGACCGGUUUGAAACAUUUUCUUCAGGAGACUGAAACUGUAAAGUCAAAAAUAAAGUUUCUAAAUAAAUGCUUUUCCUGCUUGCUUUCUACCAAACCAGCUGUUUAGUUUUGUACUCUUUUGGUGGCAGUGGGCUCCUUUUACAGUGAGUUUUGUAUUUUGUUUUCUAACUUCUUGACUACUGGUUGAUUGGUUUUUAAGUCUGACUUUUGAUGCAAAUUUCCUGACAGAGGCCGAUGUGUGUCGAUGUUUACACAUUAAAGAGGGUCACGUUUGCUGGAAAAAAGGGGAAACCUCGCAGGCUGAGUUUUUCUCACCAAUAAAACUCAAUUGACAUCUUAUGGUGAAUAAAAUCCUAUGAAACGAA